AUGAAAAUUUUUUUUUUAAAUAAUGGACCUCGAUAUUGCCCGUCAUUGGAAGCUAAAUGUUUGCGUUUUCCUGAAUUAAAGCAUAGAAUUUUCCUUGAACCAGAAGGUUUGGAUAGCGAGUUGGUUUACCCUCAAGGAUGCGCUCUAGGAUUUGAUUUGGAUGUUCAAGUUAAAAUAAUGAGGACAGUGGAAGGAUUGGAAAAUGUUGAAGUUACACAACCUGGUUAUUCUGUCCGUUACAAUUUUGUUCAUCCUCAACAACUCUUCCCAACCUUGGAAACCCAAAAAGUUUGUGGUCUCUUUUUGGCAGGACAAAUAAAUGGAACUACGGGGUAUGAAGAAGCUGCAGCCCAAGGUUUAAUCGCUGGAACAAACGCGGCAGAAAGAGCGGAAGCAAACAAAAAAGGAGAUAAGACGGCCUAUAAUCCUUUAAAGGUUUCAAGAACAGAGGCAUAUAUCGGUGUAAUGAUUGAUGAUUUGACUAAUUUUGGGGUAACUGAAGCUUAUAGAAUAUUUACUUCUCGGUCAGAAAAUCGGCUGGAGUUGAGGUUUUGUUAAUUUUUUUGGUAGUAAUGUCGUUUAUGUCCUCCACUCUUUUCAUAAUUCUCGAAAUUGUUCGACAAUUUUUUUGGUAAUAGUUGAACAAUGCUACAUGUCUCUAACUCCUUGCUACAUGUCUCCAACCUUUAUUGACUUUGAGCCCUCGACGUCUUGUCUGGUCCCCUCAUUUUUGACAUCCCAUACAUUGAAUUUAUUGUUACACAAGCACAGUUUUUCAUGUAAAUAUGAAGGAAUUUUUGGUG
Molecule: messenger RNA, 803 nt
Organism: Meloidogyne enterolobii
Lineage: Eukaryota; Metazoa; Nematoda; Chromadorea; Rhabditida; Meloidogynidae
Source: the annotation of a GenBank genome assembly